This is a messenger RNA of Ornithodoros turicata, 2361 nucleotides long. Its product is annotated as sodium/glucose cotransporter 4-like. Gene Ontology annotation, biological process: transmembrane transport. NCBI's taxonomy places the organism in Eukaryota, Metazoa, Arthropoda, Arachnida, Ixodida, Argasidae. The record is from RefSeq and is a predicted model, not a curated record. The transcript is spliced from 14 exons. Gene Ontology annotation, cellular component: plasma membrane. The coding region runs from base 88 to 2154 and encodes 688 amino acids. Gene Ontology annotation, molecular function: D-glucose:sodium symporter activity.
ACGCCGCUCACAUGUUUGCGCUGCACACCGCAGCUGCACAGAAAGCAGCCAGCGAUAGACUGUGUAGCAUAGCUCUGCCUGUGUGUAAUGGCGACGCUACCACCGCCGGCUCAGGGAAACAAUGUGCUCUCCAAGAUCAACUUAGAAGCAUGGGACAUUGUGGUUAUUGUUGCAUAUUUUAUAGGAGUGACUGUUGUCGGUGUAUGGUCAUCAUGGAGAAGCAGCCGGAAUUCGAUAAGUGGCUACUUCUUGGCCAGUCGCAACAUGCACUGGAUCCCGGUGGGAGCGUCGCUGUUUGCCACAAACAUCGGUAGUGCUCUCUUCGUAGGUUUGGCAGGAUCUGGUGCAGCAUCUGGAAUUGGAAUAGCAGGAUUUGAACUUAAUGCAUCUUUUGUCCUUCUGCUCCUCGGAUGGGUAUUCGUUCCUGUCUACAUUGCUUCCGGGGUAUACACUAUGCCCGAGUACCUGCGCAAGAGAUUCGGUGGCCAAAGGAUACGUGUGUACCUGUCAGUACUGGCGCUGCUGCUUUCCAUAUUCACCAAGAUCUCGACCGAUUUAUUUGCUGGAGCCAUAUUCAUUAAACAAGCUCUCGACUGGAACCCUUACGUGUCUGUCAGUAUUCUGCUGGCUAUAGCAUGUAUCUUCACUGUAGCCGGUGGAUUGAGCGCUGUGAUAUGGACAGAUUUUGUACAGACCAUCCUGAUGGUUGUCGGCGCUUUUGCUCUUAUGGUUCUCAGUCUUAUUGAGGUUGGAGGCUUCGACGGGCUGAUGAGGCAGUUCAAAUACGCCGUGCCGCGAGACGACAGUUAUGUCAUCUACACGGCGGAUAACGUAUCCUGUUCCAAAGUUCCCGACAACUAUCAGAGCCUGCUCCGUUCUGCAUCGGACCCAGAGCUUCCCUGGACUGGUGUUGUAUUUGGCAUCACUAUAUCUGCUGUCUGGUGUUGGUGCUCAGAUCAGGUAAUUGUCCAACGUGCUCUUUCCGCGAAGAACAUAUCCCACGCCAAAGGUGGCUGUAUCCUUGCUGGGUUCCUUAAGCUACUUCCCAUGUACUUGCUUGUACUACCUGGUAUGGCCGCUCGCGUGUUGUAUCCAGACUUCGUGGCGUGCUCUAAACCGGAACGUUGUCGUGAAGUGUGUCAGAACGACAACGGUUGCAGCAACAUUGCCUAUCCAUUGCUGGUGAUCAAACUCAUGCCCGUAGGUGCCCGGGGCAUGAUGCUGUCGGUUAUGUUAGCAGCGUUGAUGUCUUCAUUGACGUCUAUCUUCAAUAGUUCUUCGACUAUCUUCACCAUCGACAUUUGGAGGAAGUUCCGCAAGAACGCGUCUCACGUCGAACUUUUAAUUGUGGGUCGCAGUUUCGUCGUCGUUUUAGGGGCGAUCGGUGUCGUGUGGAUGCCCAUCAUCGAAGCAUUUCCAAAUAGCCAGCUAUUUCACUACGUACAAAGUGUUACAAGUUGUCUGGCGCCACCCGUCAGCGCUGUCUACGUUCUUGCAGUGGCCUGGGCACGUAUUAACGAACCGGGCGCCUUCUGGGGCUUGAUGAGCGGCCUAGUCAUCGGCAUGAUUCGCUUUAUAUGGGAAUUCUGGUACUCUGUUCCCGCUUGUGGAAGCGUUAUUUCUGAUCCAAGGCCCGCUGUCUUGUCGAGCGUUCACUACCUGCACUUUGGCAUUCUCCUUUUUAUCAUCACUAUCAUUAUUACUACAGUGGUCAGUCUUCUAACACUACCCAUCGAAGCCACACAGCUACAUCGAUUGACGUACGCGACGCGCCAUAAGAAAGAAAUCCGAGAAGACCAGGACAAAAGUCGGAAAAAAUCAGUCCUUCAAAUAAUUUACAAAGGCAAUGACAAUCUCACCUGCAAUAUAGGCACGUGUGAGUACCUAGAAGACAUCCAUGGUAUGGAUCAUGAGGCUUCGACAUUGUCAAAGAAACCCGAGUCAAGGUUGAAACGCCUGAUGCUGUGUAUCUGUGGUGUGACUCAAAGCCAAGUACAAGCCCCGAAAGACAACUCAGGACUGCUCAAUGAGGAAGAAUCUACUCUACAGGCAGCUGAAUCUCUGAAAGAAACCCCUCUAUGGGAAGAGGUGUGCAACGCCGGCGCUGUUGUUCUUAUGAUCGUUUGCGCUUUCAUGUGGGGCUACUACGCGUGAUGCCACUCAAGUUCCACCUGUUCAAAAUCUUACGGCAGUCCUCGAACCUCGGUUUCAACAGUAUUCCAGCGCUGCUACAGACCAUGUCCUUGCACUGCAAGUCUCGUAUAGCCGCUAAGACCUCAAACUAUGAAUGUUUUGAAAUGAUAUGCAAUGAAGAAAUCUGUGAAUCAAAUCAAUCAAUACAUAAAUAUAUUUUAUCACUUC